CGCUGGCGACCAUUGUCCGCUCGGAGAGGAGACGGCGGCGAAGGCGACGGCAAGGGCGCCGGUGACGACGUGCAAGGGCCUCGCGCUGCCGCUGGGGAUGUCCUUCGCGGCGGUUCUCGCCCAGAAUCAUAAUGGUCUCUCGACUGUUUGACGAAGUAGUUAAGGCCAUGGAGUUGGUUCUGGAGAAACUAUUAUCAGAGGGUGAAGAAUCCAAUGAAGCUGAAACUAGGCCUAAAUUUAGACUUGUAGUUCCUAAUAGCUCUUGCGGUGGAAUUAUUGGUAAAGGAGGAGCAACAAUCAAGUCAUUCAUUGAAGCUUCAGCGACCCAUAAAGCCUGGGAAGUGAAGCCCUCUUCAAUCCUCUACCUCUCUCGCUGCUGUGUCCAGCCUGCUGCCUGCCUGCUGUGUUGCCUCAAAGAAGGGUCGGGGGCACUUGAUGUGGAGGAUGGCGACAAGGAGAAGUGAGGAUUUCGUGAGGACAGAAACAACGGGAGAGAUAAAACAUACUCCUCUGGUGCAUUGAAUUUAGACUGUUUGAUGUUCUGCUGCUGGUCAAUUUAGUUUCCGUGCUCCGGUUUCAUGACGGGAGUUGUCCGUCAGAGGGUAAGUUGUAGGCGCACGCAAGCGCGCAU
Molecule: messenger RNA, 631 nt
Organism: Triticum aestivum (bread wheat)
Lineage: Eukaryota; Viridiplantae; Streptophyta; Magnoliopsida; Poales; Poaceae
Product: protein BTR1-like
Exons: 4
Coding region: 132-464 (110 amino acids)
Molecular function (GO): RNA binding
Source: RefSeq, a predicted model, not a curated record